Trichomonas vaginalis G3 is the source of this 909-nucleotide messenger RNA. RefSeq names its product protein serine/threonine kinase protein. The transcript has a single exon. The record is from RefSeq and is a predicted model, not a curated record. Gene Ontology annotation, molecular function: ATP binding; protein kinase activity. Lineage: Eukaryota; Parabasalia; Trichomonadida; Trichomonadidae. The coding region runs from base 1 to 909 and encodes 302 amino acids. Gene Ontology annotation, biological process: protein phosphorylation.
AUGAAAACUAUCGGUCCUUACGAGCCCCGCCGUUUCCUUGGAGCAGGGUCGUUCGGCGGUGUCUGGGAGUGCCAGAAUAAGACAACUGGUGAAUCCGUUGCUUGUAAGCUGAUCGAUUUAAAUACGGCCUUAUCUGAUAAGGUUUAUCCACAUUUCCGCAAUGAAAUUUUAAUUCAUAGUAAAAUCAACCAUCCAUCCGUCACGCAGCUCAAGGAUGUUAUUUUAGAUAAUGAUAAUGUUUACAUCUUCCUUGAAUUAUGUGAUGGUGGUGACAUGAACGACAUUGUACAAGAGUUUGGCGGCCUUUCGGAAGAUGAAGCCGAGCACUACUUCCAUCAGAUAAUGGAAGCUUUGUCCUAUAUUCAUAAAUUAGGCGUCGCUCAUCGUGAUGUGAAAUUAGAGAAUAUCCUUGUUACUGCUGAUGACGAUGCUAAGCUUACAGAUUUUGGUCUUUGCAAGCAGCAGCAUGGUAAUGAUCCAAUGCUUACAACUUGCGGAACUUUAGUUUAUGCAGCUCCCGAAAUUAUUCAAGAGAAACCAUACAACGGCAUGAAAGCCGAUAUAUGGUCUGCUGGUGUAGUUCUUUAUGCCAUGGUCGCUGCCCACUUCCCUUGGAUUGUUCCAGAUGAUAUGCCCCCUGAGAACAUCAUGAAAGAAACAGCAAGACAAAUAGUUGAGGGUGAUAUAGCACUUCCUGAUGGAAUAUCAUACGAGCUUCAGAACUUGAUGGCUAACUUACUUAACGUUGAUCCAAACGAAAGACCGACAGCAGCAGAGGUCUUGGAGCACCCAUGGUUCCAGAAUGUCGUAGAAGAUGAAGCAGUAGAUCCAAAACCAAAUACAGCAAUCGUCAACUUAGUCGAAUCGUUUUUGAGUGAUCUUGAUAGGCGCCGUAAGCUAUCUUCAUAA